AUGUCCGAGCCUCCAGCAAAUUGGGAUCAACCAGAAGAAGAAAAUUCUUCAUUAUCCUCCGCAGCUAUCAAACUUCGUGCAUUGAAUGUUAAUGCUAUGGAAUUUGUACCUUCCUUUGGUUCUGGAUUUUCACCUGCUCCACAAGCUUCAACUCUUCCUCAACCAAUAGUCUCAAAAGCUCCACCAUCAACACCUAUUGAUACACGAAAUACUAUCGAAGAUGAAAAGAAACAAAAAGAUCCAAUAAUUGAAACUAAUAAAUCAAAUGUCCAACAGCAAGAAGUAAAAGAACAACUUAUCACUACAGAGGCCGUAAAAUAUGAUGAUCUUCCUGAUGAAGACACCGAAAAACUAUUCGAUGAAACAACAACAACAACAACAACAAUGAAUAAAACCAAUACAGUUAAUGCAUCAGCAGUUCCCAAAGAAAAGAAAAAUACUCUUGUUAAACGAGAUAUUAUACGAAAAAAGGAACCUAUCAACAUUGUCUUUUGUGGACAUGUUGAUGCUGGAAAAUCAACCAUUGGUGGACAACUUAUGUUCUUAACAGGACAAGUUGAUAAACGAACAUUAGAAAAAUAUCAAAAUGAAGCACGGGAAAAAUCUCGUGAAUCUUGGUAUUUAUCAUGGGCAUUAGAUACAAAUGAAGAAGAACGAGAAAAAGGAAAAACAGUCGAAGUUGGUAGAGCUUGGUUUGAAACUGAAAAAAAACAUUUUAUUAUUCUUGAUGCGCCUGGUCAUAAAUGUUUUGUUCCAAAUAUGAUUGGUGGUGCAGCACAAGCUGAUAUUGCUAUUCUUGUAAUAUCAGCUCGUAAAGGUGAAUUUGAAACUGGUUUUGAACGUGGUGGUCAAACACGUGAACAUGCUAUGUUAGUUAAAACAGCUGGUGUUCGUUAUUUAGUUGUUCUUAUUAAUAAAAUGGAUGAUCCAACUGUUAAUUGGGAUCAAACAAGAUAUGAGGAAAUUCGUGAUAAAUUAACACCUUAUUUAAAAAAAUGUGGUUUUAAACCUGGUGAAGAUACUUAUUUUAUGCCUUGUAGUGGAAUGAGUGGAGUUUUACUUAAAGAACAUCCUGGUGAACAAUUUUUACCUUGGUAUAAAGGACCAACUUUUAUUGAAUAUUUGGAUAGUUUACCAUCAUUUAAUCGUAAUAUUGAUGGACCUCUUCGAAUGCCUAUUAUUGAAAGAUAUAAAGAAAUGGGUGUUAUUAUAAUGGGUAAAAUUGAAUCUGGAUGUUGUCGUAUUGGUGAUCGAUGUUUAGUUAUGCCAAAUCGAACUCGUGUUGAAGUAACAAAUAUUUAUUAUGAAGAUAUUGAAACAGAUUCAUGUGUAUGUGGAGAAAAUGUUCGAUUAAAACUAAAGAAUAUUGAAGAAGAAGAAAUUUCUCCUGGAUUUAUUUUAUGUGAUGUUGAACAAGAACCAUGUGGUGUUGGAAGAAUAUUCGAUGCACAAAUAGCUAUAAUUGAAUACAAAUCAAUAAUAUGUCCUGGUUAUUCUGCUGUCCUUCAUAUUCAUGCAGCAGCUGUUGAAGUUCAAUUAAUAAAAUUAAUAGUAUUAAUUGAUCGUAAAACAGGUGAAAGAACUCUAAAAUAUCCACGUUUUAUAAAACAGGAUCAAGUCGCAAUAGCGCGAUUUGAAUUAUCACAAUCAGGUCAAGCAAUUUGUAUGGAACCAUUUAAACGUUUUCCUCAACUUGGUCGAUUUACAUUACGUGAUGAAGGUCGAACAGUUGCAGUUGGCAAAGUUCUUAAAAUAAUCGAGUAA
This is a messenger RNA of Rotaria sp. Silwood2, 1764 nucleotides long. The record is from the annotation of a GenBank genome assembly. NCBI's taxonomy places the organism in Eukaryota, Metazoa, Rotifera, Eurotatoria, Philodinida, Philodinidae.